Molecule: messenger RNA, 4154 nt
Organism: Nasonia vitripennis (jewel wasp)
Lineage: Eukaryota; Metazoa; Arthropoda; Insecta; Hymenoptera; Pteromalidae
Gene: Cul2
Product: cullin-2
Exons: 8
Coding region: 1322-3580 (752 amino acids)
Biological process (GO): SCF-dependent proteasomal ubiquitin-dependent protein catabolic process; protein ubiquitination
Cellular component (GO): SCF ubiquitin ligase complex; Cul2-RING ubiquitin ligase complex
Molecular function (GO): ubiquitin protein ligase binding
Source: RefSeq, a predicted model, not a curated record
UAACAGCACGUGCUGUCUCCACCGAGACUUGUUGUGCCGCACGGCGUGCUGUCCGUGUGCCGUCCAGUUGCUGUCUCGACAUGCGUCCUAGGGCGUCUGUACGCGACGGCACAGAGACUGCACAGCGACAGCACGCGUGCCGCGUGCUCAGAAUGUUGCAUUAUUAAUAAUUAUGGACUUUAAUUAGUAAAGAGCAUACAUUUAUUACUUUUUUUAUUCUCUCCAAACCGAAUUACAUUUAAACAUUAUUUUAUUACAUAAUUCUAAUUAUUAGCGAUGAUUAUUAGGUGCAAUUGUGCAUCAAAUUGUAAGAAGAGUUGUGGCUCAGAGGCUAGAGCUUCGGACUUCUGAUCCAAAGAUCGUGAGUUCCAGCCCUACACCCGGCAGAUUUUUUUUUCUUAAAUAAAAUUUUUUUUAUACUAUAUAACAAAAUUUAUUAAUUAUUUAUGAUGUAGAUGCUUAGUUAUGCGUUCUAACUAAUUUUUAUUUAGCGUUAUUUUUAUAUGCGAUAAAAUCGCUCCCCGCCGGUAGCGUUUUCUGCUGGCACAGAGACGGCACAGAGACGGCACGUCGUGCUGUCUCGCCGUGCCGUCACGUGCCGUCUCUGUGCUGCGGCAGCUGGACGUCGCGUGCUGUCGUGGAUGCCGCCAUCUCGUGCCGUCACGGGGACGUCUCUGUGCCGACACGUUGUUAUCUGGGAUAUAGCUUCCAUAACCACAAAGUUAUAUUCCACAUAUAAGCUAGAGGAUACGGCCCCAGGCAUAUAAGUAUACUUAUUCUGUGCAGGAAAAGAGAAGAUUCCGAUGAUAUCGAUACCUUGUCAAUAAUUCAAUGAGUCAAAAUGUAUGGCUACGUAAUGAUUUUAAACGCCGACUUAAAGCUCUAUAACUAACGACUCAGUCUGAGCACUGAGUCUGUAGAGUGGAACAAUAGAAAUUUAAAUAGAUCCAAGCCGAUUUUAGCUAGGAUUUUCGAAGAAAGUUAAAGAAAGUGCAUGUGGAAGCCAUACGGUAAACAUCUGAAAUCCGGACUAUUCCUCUUUCUUCGAGGCUCAGUAACCUUGAAAAAACGCGCAAGGGAUGUCUGUGUAUAACCAGUCAACCAAAUCUAAAUGUCAUUCAUCUUAUUGCAACAGGGAAUGACUCGUGAUAUCCCAAAAAUAAACGGUCCAGAACUCUCCGACGCUAAACAGCACAGGUUCAUCAAGAUUUUCAUUCUUACUUGAUGUGGUGUUUGACCUUCUAAUUCUAUUUUUGUAUAGUGGUUAAUUAUUUAACCUCGUUUAUUUUUUCACUUUUAUGAGACUCAAGAUAUUAUAAAUAUGUCUCUGAAACCCAAAGUAGUAGACUUUCGUCAAACAUGGGAUGUUUUACAAGAGACUGUCAAAGGUGUGAUAACACUAGCCGAUGUUCCACGAGCUACAUGGAAUGAUAGAUUUAGUGAUGUUUAUUCAUUGUGUGUGGCAUAUCCUGAACCAUUAGCCGACCGUUUGUACAAUGAAACUGAAAAAUUUUUAGAUGAUCAUGUUAGUCAAUUAUUAGUUAAGGUUCAGUCUCAAGGAGAAAAUAGUCUAUUACAGGCAUACCAUCGUGCCUGGACUGAAUAUUCUCAAGGAAUCAAUUACCUCCACCAAUUGUAUUUAUAUUUGAAUCAGCAACAUAUAAAAAAGCAAAAACUUACCGAAGCUGAAAUCAUUUAUGGAACAUCGUCUGCUUCCUCUCCGGACUAUCAGGAACAAAAAGAAAUUGGUGAAUUAGGUUUAUACAUAUGGAAAAAUAAAAUGAUUGAAUCAUUAAAAAACUCCCUGGUUGCAUUACUCCUUGAAGGGAUACAUGCAGAUAGAUUGGGAGAAGCACAACCAACGACAUCAGAUGUGAUUUGUGGGGUUAUUGAGAGUUUUGUUAGAGUUGAAGAAUAUAAAAUGAAAGGCCAGUUAAAUCUUUAUCAAGAAAUUUUUGAAGGACCUUUCUUAAAACAAAGUGGGGAAUUUUAUUUAAGAGAAGCUUCUGAACUAUUGCAACAGUCUGAUGUAACUCGUUACAUGGAAAGAGUAACUUGGCGCCUUAGUCAAGAAGAAUUAAGAGCACAUAAAUUUCUUCACAUCACAUCAGUACCUAAGGUACGACAAUGUUGCGAAGAAAAAAUGGUUGCAGCACAUGUUGCUUGGUUACAUACCGAGGUUGAUGCCAUGGUAGAGAAUGAACGAAGAAAAGAUCUUGCACUUAUUUAUCCUUUGUUGAGGCCUCUUCCAUCAGGUUUAGCACAUCUCGUACAAAAGCUAACUGAGCACAUUACAAAUGAAGGACUACAAGCAAUUGGUUCUUUACAUGGUGAAAAUGUUCAUACAUUAUUUGUCGAAAGCAUGCUGGAUGUGCACUCUAAAUAUUCUGAUUUAAUAAAAGAAUUAUUUAAGGGUGACCAGGCGUUUAUUGGUGCACUUGAUAAGGCAUGCUCGGCUGUUGUUAAUCAUAGACCAGCACCAAGACAACCUGCGCGAGCACCAGAAUUGCUAGCUAAAUAUUGUGAUUCAUUGUUAAAAAAAUCAGCAAAAGUAGCCUCUGAAAGUGAGAUUGAAGAAAAAUUAGCACGUUCAAUUACUGUAUUUAAAUAUGUGGAUGAUAAAGAUGUUUUUCAAAAAUUUUAUGCUCGCAUGCUAGCAAAACGUCUGAUCCAUCAACAAUCACAAUCUAUGGAUGCUGAGGAAGCCAUGAUCGAUCGAUUAAAGCAAGCUUGUGGCUAUGAAUUCACAAAUAAGUUACAUAGAAUGUUUACAGACAUGUCCGUAUCAGCAGAUUUAAAUACAAAGUUUACAGCAAGUUUACGAGAGCGAGAAGGUGAAAAGCAUCAGUUUGGCAUUGGCUUUGUUGUGUAUGUAUUACAAGCUGGGGCUUGGCCAUUAGGUCUGCCACCUUCACCUGGUCCAUUUCAUGUUCCUCAACAACUUGAAAAGUCUGUACAAGCUUUUGAAUCUUUUUACCAUGCACAAUUUAGUGGUCGAAAGCUUACUUGGUUGCAUCACUUAUGUCAAGGAGAACUCAAAUUAAAUUACCUUAAAAAACCAUAUUUAGUAACUGUACAAACGUAUCAAAUGGCUUUAUUGCUAUUAUUUGAACAUUGUGAUUCAAUUUCCUGCAAAGAAGCAGCUGUGUCGUUGCGCUUAUCUCACGAUCAACUAGUAAAACAUGCAGUUAGUCUUGUUGAUUGUAAAAUUCUCAAAAAGUCAACGGAAGAAGAUCUUGAGGAAGACACAAUCCUUACACUAAACUUUGAAUAUUACAACAAGAGAACAAAGUUUCGUAUAACAGGAGCACUUCAACGAGAUGCUCCACACGAUACAGAAGCAACCCAUCGUAGUGUAGAUGAUGAUCGCAAAUUAUAUUUACAGGCUGCAAUCGUUCGAAUAAUGAAAAGUCGUAAAGUCUUAAGACACAAUCAACUUGUGCAAGAGGUUCUUGGACAGUCCAAAGUUACAUUUGCUCCUUCUAUUGGUAUGAUUAAAAAGUGUAUUGAAAAUCUUAUAGAUAAACAAUACAUUGAGCGAACAUCAAAUAGUGCUGAUGAAUAUUCAUAUGUUGCGUAACCCUAAUGUAACAAUUUAAACUAAUUUAUAUUUUAACUUGAGAUGCUCUCUGUUAAAACGUAAAUGCCAGCUUUAAAAGAACCAAAUGUGGAAGAAAAAUCUUGCAUGCUCAAGAAAGUUAUAGAAAGUCGUUAUUCAUUCAUGCAUUAAAAUUGGAUUUAUACUAGAUAGCACUAGAAUUCUAAAUUUUUGAUACAUAGGUUUUUUUACUUGAUUUUAUACAUGAAAAUUGUAAAGUAAAAUGAUUUAAUUAAUUUAAAUCAUUUUCUUAAGCUUAAAAAGAUAAAGCUAAGAAGCUGGUUUGAAUAUUUGGCAGAAAUUGUUUUUAUUAUAUUCUAAUAAAAAUGUACAUACUUGAAUACUUUUAUUAGUAUAUACCAAUUUAUAAAAGAUUUUUUUUUAUUAGAAAAAAAAUCUGCUAAAAAUAAAAUUCAGUGUACUCUUGCCUUAAAAAACAAAACUCAAGAGCAUCUUAAUUUUUUUAACCGUUUUUAUGUUUGCUGCUCCAAUAUCGUAAGACAUUGAGCAAAUGAAUUGUAAUAUAUGCACACUGAAUAAAAAUGUUACUAUUUUA